AUGAGUGGGAUUCCUUCAAGAUCCGGUCAAAGGAGUGUCCAGAGUAAUCGGACAACUCCCAAAACCACCGAAUCUGCAAUCACUACCGAGAUUGCUGUUGUUGAACAGGUUGAAUCGGAAGACUCGAGCACUACUAGUGCAGAGUCUGAUGAUGUUUCUACUUCGCAUAUUGUCUUGACUGCUCCUGUAAGAAAACGACUGGGAAACCGACGAGUUUGCACUCGAUCGUCCACUGGAACUAUCAAAACUACUGCUGGAUCCACUCCUAAAAAGUCAUCAACUCAUACACAGGAUAUACCAAUCCAUCAUUCUGAUACUAUACAUAAUUCAACUCAAACCACUGCAUCGCUUUUCAGAAAACUGGUUAUUCCUGGUCAAUUACUUUCUCAAACUACCUUGCAUGCAAGUGCUGGGUCCUCUCUUGACAAAAACGACAGCUUGCUGGAUAUCAGCGAUCACAGCGAUACUAGCUGCGACACGGCUGUUGCUUUAGAUUCCAUCUCUACCAUGACCAAGGCAAUUUCAAACUCUAAUAGAAUCACUGGACUGGAAGUCAUUGGAGAUUCAAUUGACAUUUCUUGUAAAUCUACUACUCGAUCUGGCAAGACAUUGGAUAUUAAUCCAACACAAUCAACUCUUACUCGAACGCCGUAUCGUACUCGACCUUUAUCUGGUUUGUCACUCACUCAAAGCUCCACUCGUCCAUCUCAAUCAAGCACUAGACAUCAUACUCGCUUUCAAUCGCAAUUUCAGUCCAAACAAACUCACUUGGUGGAAGAUAUUGCUGGAUUUGUGUCGGACGAAAGUGAUGUUGAUGUUCAGAUAAAUUCUAUAAAAGGCGGCCAGAUGGCUUUUACUAGUCCUUGUAAAUCAGUAUCGACACUUGUGCAGCAACAAGGCGAAUUUGAAUCUCAGUUGUGGGUUGACAAAUACAAACCAAAUUCAGAGGCAGAGGUGGCCAUUCAUAAAAAAAAGCUCAAAGAUGUGCGAGAUUGGCUUAUCCGUGCAUUUUCGGGACACAAUGGAAAUGGCCGUACAAAUGGAAAGCUACUUGUCCUGAGCGGUCCUUCUGGUGUCGGAAAAACAGCUGCAUUGAAUGUACUUGCUUGUGAACUCGAUUUUGAAAUUGUAGAAUGGGAGAAUCCUGUUAAUAUCAAUACAUUCCAGUCCAUUUGGGAUCGUCACGAUAGUCUGGGAGCCGAUGGGAAAGUGGAACGAUUUACGUCAGAUUAUGUUCCUGUUUUGCAACGAUUUCAAGAUUUUUUGACAAGCUCAUGCAAAACUCCUGCACUUCAUUUCACAACGACAUCUGUAAAUAGCAAGUCCAAAUCCUUGACACAGUCAAAUCUACACACACAAUCAUAUAAUUCACCCAACAUAGCAUCAACAUCAAAGCGGAAAAUUGUGUUAAUUGAAGAUUGGCCACAACUGGGAUCUAUGUCAUCUCGUACUUCUGUACAUACUGCUUUAAGAAUGUAUUUGGCUUCAAAAAACUCUGCGUAUCCUCUUGUGCUUAUUAUUUCGGAUACCUCGGAUGUACAUCAAAGCGGUAAUACUAUGUUUAAAGGAAUGGGGUUUACAGAUGCUCCUAUUACUUUGAGAACGCUGAUUUCUCCUGAUAUCUCUUCUCAAGCAUCGUACACGCAUAUAAAAUUUAAUCUAGUAGCGCCGACUAUUUUAGCCAAAGCUCUUACACGGAUUGCCGAUAUUGAGUUUCGAUCCAUGUCAAAACGAAUUCAUCGGCCAUCUAAAAUGAUGAUUGAAUGGAUUAGCAAGUCGAGCAGCGGGGACAUUCGCCACGCAAUUCAUCGCUUACAAUUUUUGGCUUUAAUUGAUCCAAAGAGUAUUCCAUUGAGUUUGCAGGAAGAGCCACAGAAAUAUAAUAAACGAGGAAGAAAUGGUAGGUCGCUUGUAUCUGCUGAUGAUACUAGUGACAGAGCUGUAUGUAGCACGCUUGGAGGUGAUGGAUUUCUUGAUGCUGGCCUAUCCAAAAGUCCACAUGACCGCAGUAAUGCACGAGGUAAAUCGAGUACUGUUCGUGCCUCGUUAGACCAAGUCGACUGUCGCGACGAAAGCGUAUCUAUUUUCCAGGCUGUUGGUCGUAUUCGAUACAAUAAACGACUGGAUAGUGUUGCUCCUUGUGAGCAUCUUCUUGGACCUACUCUGAGUUGUAUGAAACGAACUACUUUAGAAGCCGUACCGGAAGAUAUUUUGAGUCUUCUCUAUGUCGAUCCUGAUGUGUUUACGCUUUUUUCUGAGCAGAAUGUGCCAUCAGCCUAUACUACUGUUGAAGAAUUAGUCUUGGCCACUUCUUAUUUGAGCGAUGCUGACAUCUAUACUGGCCGUUGGGAGAACCGGCGCAUCAUGGCGCAAUAUACCAUGUCGGUGACAGCUCGCGGUCUGUUAUUUGCUCAUUCGCCCUCACCUCUUGUAUCAUCCCUUGAACAUGUAUCUGCUCAUUCAUCUGAAAAUCAAUCUCGAGCAACAGCAAAUUCGUUUGCGAAGCGUAAUGAAUUCAAUCAACUACACAAGCCGGAAGCGUGGCAAUGCCAAACUAGAGCACGGGAAAACCGCCUUGCAAUUCAUGCUGGAUUGGCUGCUGAGUGGACUAGACAGUAUAUGAAAAUGUCAAGACUAGAUUCGUUGGAAGCUUUUGCACAAAACGAAAUGGUACUAUCUCCUGACGCUGGCACUCUACUAGACCAUGUUUCGGAAUCGGCUUUGUGGUUGGAAAUUGUACCCUUUUUGGGUCUUCUUGGGCGUACAAACAAACAUCCUCCAGUUCGGAACUUACCUGGAUAUGCAAAAUCCGCGCUUGCUAGUGUUUGUGGUUACUCGUUGAUUGCUGGAAGCAAACUACUUGAUGAAGGAUCGUAUGAUGGUGGGAUAGAAUACCUUGAUGCGAUUGAAGAUUUGGCACAUCCAGGCCAUCAAAUGGAUGGACGCCCGACAGCAUCUGCAGCAUUCUCUACAGGAACAGGCCAUGGUCGACUGGAAUGGAAAGACCACCUUGCACUUGCUGAUGAUGACAUUGAAGAGUUUUGA
Batrachochytrium dendrobatidis JAM81 is the source of this 3045-nucleotide messenger RNA. RefSeq lists its product as uncharacterized. Bases 1 to 3045 code for a protein of 1014 amino acids. The record is from RefSeq and is a predicted model, not a curated record. Lineage: Eukaryota; Fungi; Chytridiomycota; Chytridiomycetes; Rhizophydiales. Gene Ontology annotation, molecular function: chromatin binding; DNA clamp loader activity. The transcript has 8 exons. Gene Ontology annotation, biological process: DNA repair; mitotic DNA replication checkpoint signaling; DNA damage checkpoint signaling.